Acanthoscelides obtectus is the source of this 16160-nucleotide messenger RNA. The record is from the annotation of a GenBank genome assembly. Lineage: Eukaryota; Metazoa; Arthropoda; Insecta; Coleoptera; Chrysomelidae.
GCCCUCUAUAAAUGCAGAUUGAAAUCCCAGCAACUUGACAACAAAAGACAUUUACCGCAAAAAAGUAGGGUUUUUGUGACGAAAAAUCCAUGAAUCAAACGAGUUUAUUUGAAAAUCCUUGCGCGGAGUGAGAAAAAUAAUCAUUUUAGUGUAUAGGUUUCGUGUGAAAGUAUGAAGAGGCGAAAUGCUGAGAUUGCCAAAAUGAGAAGACCCGUGAAAAAGAACAAAAUCACUGAGGGAUUUUACGGAAGCACUGUAUUAUACUUGAAGUUUGUCAUCCUGUGGGUGUUGGUAAUUUUGGCCGACUUCAUCUUGGAGUUCCGAUUCGAGUUCCUGUGGCCGUUCUACCUGCUGUUACGCUCUGUGUAUGACUCGUUCAAGUACCAGGGACUGGCCUUUUCGGUAUUCUUCGUGUGCAUCGCGCUGACGUCAGACAUGCUGUGCUUCUUCUUCAUCCCAGUGCAUUGGCUGUUCUUUGCCGCCAGCACGUAUGUGUGGGUGCAGUACGUGUGGCACACGGACAAGGGCAUUUGUCUGCCCACCGUCAUAUUAUGGGUACUGUUUGUGUAUCUUGAAGCGGCGGUUCGGUUGAGGGAUAUCAAACAUAUGCCUGGGCAUCUGGAUUUGUGCAGGCCAUUUGCUGCACAUUGCAUAGGUUAUCCAGUGGUGACGUUAGGUUUUGGCUUCAAGUCGUACAUAGGUUACCGGAUACGUCAGCGCAAACAGCAGCACGUCGCGAAAGAGAACCAGUUCUACAUGCAGCUGAUGCAACAAGCAUUGCCGGCGGAGGCGGUCAAACCGCCUCCGCCACCCGCUGCACCCAAUAACCAAGACUCGGGCCAAUCGCAACACGCGGCCAUCGAGUCGCCGCAGGCAGCCACCGUCACCGCACAUUCGACGACUAAUGUACAAAAUAAUCAUAAGUUACAUAAUAGUAGACAAUCUCACGAGAAGAAUGGUCACAUACCAAAUGGUACAAUAGCAAAUGGUGUACACACGUCGUACAGCAGCAAAUCACAUCAUCGCAAAUCGGUCGAAAAAUGCAGAGACCAACACGACCAGCAACACGAUCACAGGCAUACCGACAGACAGCAGCGAUCUUCAUCGCACGCGCAUCAGAACGGUUCAGUACAGUCCGGAACUAGCGCACACAGUCACAGUGCCAGUGGGGGGCAACAGACCUCCACGGACGGCGACUGCAGUUCGACGGGGAGUUCUCAGCCUAGCUCUCCCGUGUUGGAACAUCCUGAGGGAAUGUUGCUGCGUGGAGGUAGAAGCAAAAAGGAAAAGAGAGAACAGGACAAAGAUCGGGAAGCGAACGAGUACCUGCAGAGGCUGGAGAGCGACGCGAAAAGGCUCAGGUCGGAUUUGCAGAGUAGCAGGGCUAGCGAACAGGAGCUCAGGUUGCAGGUUGCUGCAUUGACGACGGCAGACAAAGUGUCGAAAGGCGAAAUAUCCUCGUUACAGCGGGAGCUCGAAGAUAUUCAGCAGCGAUUACAGAGCGCCUUAAGUACAAAAUCAUCAGAUAAACAGACGAUAAGCAACUUGGAGAGACGGAUAGCCGAUGAGAGGCGACUCAGGUCCAGUUUGGAAUCACAGCUGAACCAAGAGAGGAAAAGUCGGAAACAGGAGGAGGCCAGAGCUGCUCAGGCGGUUGCCGCCCAGCAGCGCGAACAAGCGGCAGCGGCAGCAGCUGUAGCGGCGGCGUCACAGCAGCAACGCGUCAGCGGUGAAUGCGGCAGCGACCAAUGCCGACAGAGGCGGCGCGAGCUGGAAGCCGAAUUGGCUGAGGCGCGCAGGGAGGCGAGAUGGCACGAGGAACGGGCACAGCAGCUGGAAAGGGAUGGUGCGGCGAUGGCAGAACGUGCCAGAGACGCCGAUUUACUGAUGUCGGCGUUAAGCGCGAUGCAGGAGAAAAACGCUCAUCUGGAGAACUCCUUAAGCGCAGAGAACAGAAUCAAAUUGGAUCUGUUCAGCGCGCUAGGAGAAGCGAAACGACAGUUGGAGCUCAGAGAAACCGCGAAUCGUGCCCAAGAAAAGGAGAUCGAAGAGCUGAAAUCGAAGAUCGCCCAAGUGUUGGCGGUAAUGCCGAACGACACUCUGGGGCUGUCAACAGGCUCCGCCUCCAGUACAAUCAGUCGCGUGCGAUUGGCCGAAAGUCCCCCCUCCAAUUUGGACCCCAACGCGACGGCCUACACGCCCAAAGGGUCGCUGGUCGCGUCCACCGAAGCCUAAAACUCUUGUCGAUCCUCCUCGUUCGUUCGUUCCUUCGUUCACGUUCGUUUUGUCAUUGCCCAUCUCCAUUUUUUUCUAUCUGUAUAUGUAGGAAGGUUGCAAGUAUUUUGAACUGCCCAUUUUAAGGUUUUUUUUUUGUUAUUUGACGGUUGUGGUGGUAAUAACUAACAUACCAGCAGUUAGCUCACUUUGAUUUGAACAUGCCAAACAGUCGUUUAAAGAAAUAUUUCAAAGAACCUGCUUGCUAGUAGUAAGGUCCGCCCGAAACUUCGGAGUUUGCCUUAUUUUUUGAUUUCGAAAAUAUGCAGACAUUUUAGGUCAGCGAUUUUAGCAACAAUUGAAACACUUAUCAAAAGACACUAGCGAACAUUAACACAUAGGCUCUUGUAUCAAUAUUUUCUGUUGAAAUUGGUUAGAUAAUGAAACAUUUUUUUGAGCUACCGGUUAUUACCAGUGUAUACAAUAUGUCUAAUCACUCAGAAAACAAACGUUCGAAGAUAGAAAAGCCAGUUUUCGUGAACAAAUCAUAAUGGUAGUUGAAUUCGACUUUAUUUAACUUACACCAUGUCAAAAAAUAAUAUGAUUCAAAUUGUCACUUUAUUUUAAAAACUACCUUUAUUGCAAGGUAUAAUUUUGAAAAUGUUCCUUUGUAUCGGGUAUUUAAUCAGUAGCUCUGGGUAUAUGUAGCUGUUAAUUUAACAUUUCAAAUGAAGUUUCUCUUUUUUGUUGUUGUAAAGAUCGUCUUUAACAGAGUCGGUCAAGAUUUGAUUUUUCAUUUCUGGAACAGUACGCGUGUCAAAAAAAAUAUUUCCGGAAUUAUCUGUUUAUUUCCGAAAACCCUUUGAAUCCAACAUUUUUGUAGGUGCGGCUUUUUGAUAUAUGUAACUAAAAUGUUGCUCCAAUUUGACUAAUUUUGUAUCUCUUUCUUACAUUAUUUCACUCCAAAUACAACAGCUUUAUUGAAGUAAGGUAUUUAUAAUCAUGGGAAUAUCAUCACGUUUUAUCUAAUAUCAACAAGUUUCGAUGUAAUACUGCAUUAGAACAUAGAUACACAGACAAACGAUCGAUAAUCUACCACUUUAUCCUUAUAACACAACCCUUGUCUAAUUUUUCAAAACGAGGGAAUAGAAUAACUGAUAGAAAGUGGGCAUCACCUUUCGAGAAAUUGUAUUCUUUGACCUUGAUGAGCCAGUUACUUUCCAUGACAUUCCCUUGGAAAAUAUUGUAGGUUAUUGAAAGCGGGAGUCUAGCCGUAUUCUGAUGUCUAACGAAGUUAAUUUUCAUAGGACUCCAUUGUCUGGCCCAAUGAAACUAUUGUACGAAGUUGUUGCCAUGGUGGUCUUUUUCAAGUUCAAUAAUGACAGUACUUGAAAAAGCGCAUCGUGGUGGUCAAAACGUCGUACAAUAAAAAUGAAUUUAAACAUACAUGUGGUUUUCUUGAGCCAUACAAAGGAGUUCUGUGACCAUAAGAAACACAGGAUAUGUUUCAAGAGUUAUGUUGAUGUUAAUUUUGCCACGAAACAUUUAAUGAUAUGAAAAACCUAGGGUCUUAACUAUCUUGCCGAAAAUGGAUGCAAAUAAGUAUUACAUAAAUGUCAAAAGCUAUAAGAAAAGUGCUGGAACAAGGCCCACCCCUCUCGUUUUCAGGAAUUGUAAAGCGCAAACGGUGCUAAAGAAAGCUUUAACACUUACACAGGCCCACAACAUAUAGUGGUAUGUGCCUGGGGUCCCACUAUGUUUUCCCCAUGCACUUUUUCUCGCUGAACACAAAUCAAGUCAGAAUUGACGAUCGCAGGACAAAUUUUAGAAAAAUCGUAUGAAAACUAUGAAAACCAUCAGGACCACAAAACUAAAAAGUGGUAUUUUCCUGGUGAACUCGUGUUCGUAUCUGAAGUCAGAAUUGCGGGUUGCUGGACAAAUAAGAAUGUAAUUCAGACAAUAUCCCACAUUUUGGCAUUUUUGGUGGAUGUGCAUCUCUUUAGAUCCCUUAAAGAUGAAUAUCCAUCAGCAAUGACAAUCUCAGUUACUUUCUUAUUUGUCCAGCGACCCCCAAUUUUGACUUCAGAUUCGUGUUCAGCGUGAACAAGUACAUGGGGAAGACAUAAUGGCACCCCACGCACAUACCAUUUUUUAUUUUACGGAGCUGGGUUAUUCGAUAUGAAAUAGGAUACCAUAGCAUCAUCUAUGAGAAUUUAUCACAGCCAUUGUUCUCCUCCCCACACUAAUUCGAAAUCUACUUUGAAAUUAGGUUGGCUUUCUUCAGGUUACGUUAAUCAAUGCUUUCUCACAUCUGUGGCAAUUCUAGACGCACUGACUGGUGAUAUGUUACCACCAAGUACUAUUAACAUCAAAAAGUUAACAUCAUUAAAAUGGUUUGUUCAAAAUGGUCGCAUCCUGUCUAUCAGUCUCUUCUUCCGAUCGUAUCGACAAAUCGAACGCGCAAAUUGGGAAGGUGACAGUUUGAGCAAGAAAGUUUACAUAUUUUAUAGUAUUUAUGCCAAAACCACAAAACACCUUCGAUUCGAUUUGUACAUUUUCGGUUCAAACACAUAUAAUCUGUAGAUUUUCUUGCCAAACUUCACAUAUGAAAACUAAUUGAAAAAAUGUGGAUAUAGUGGUGUAAAAUCGUUUGUAAUGUCCCUUCUUAGGAGUUCAAUAUUUUGUAGAAUGGAGUGACUUGCAGCACAUUUAUUUGUAUAUACUGUGAAAUCGAAGAUUUAUUUGAAAAACAGGUAAUACAGGUUUCGCCUCAAGGAUAAGUUACACUGUUUAUUUUACCCAGGUAAUUGGCGCCAAAUUUUGAAGACUUUUUAUCUGUAAAAUUACGCAUAUAUCCUGAGUAGUCCAGACUGUUCCUGCUAGAUACACAGAAUAGAAAAAUGUCAUUACAUUAAAUCACAGGUUACAAAUCUGUGAGUUCUUUCGCGACAGUCUACUCACGGCCGUUUAACUGAACCGAUAUUUUGUCAGAAUAUCCACAUUUUUUUUUAGUCGUAUCCCGAUUUUUGAACCCCCUUAUCAUUUUUUUCUUCCCUAUCUCGACUUCUCGACCCAUCAUAUUGAGUAACGGUAUCAUGUGCUGAUGCUAUAUUCUUUUUUGUUAAGUUUAUGCCUAUGUCGUUCUCUUUACCGAUUUUCCAAUUUCAAAAUUUCAAAUCCUCCGAACUACAAUAUUUAGAUGUGGUUUUUACUAGACUGAGAAUUCUUGCCAAUGCUUCAGCCUCGCAUAUAGUUUCAUCAGGACAUCACAUAAUGAAUUGGUGUAAGAAAUUUUCAUUGUUGGAUGACGUUUUUAGUGUUUUUGUUUAGUUUUAUAUAAUCAGAGAUUUUGGAGAUUUCAAAAAGAUGGCUUUUGAAGGAGGUACCCACUUUUUAGCAUGCAUGGGCCAUUUUUUCGUUAAUGCGAUCAAGAUAUACACAUUUUUGAAGCUAAACUUGUAGUGUUUCGUCCAUUUAUUUUAAUUACAUACGUAAUUAGUUGUGAUAUUUUUCCGUUGAAAAUUGUGAUUUGAUAUAUACCUCCAGCUCUGUUUUGAAAUCUUCAGGUGCAAACAUAGAUUGACAGCUGACAUUUUGAGUGCCUACUUUAAUGAUGAAUUAAUGCAACUUUUUUUGUAAAUAUUUUGAUAUUUGUGAAAAUAUUUUUAUUGUUAGGAUCUGACACUCAUUUGGAUAAAUCGUUUGAAACCGCAAUUUUUCGCAACUAUUUUCAACCAUUGUUCCUGGAUUACGUUUUCCGAGUAUGGAACAUAAAAGUGCAGUGAAUUUUACAAAAAAUGGAAAAUUUGUGCGACGGAGAACGACAGAGGUUGAUCGUUAUUUGCGUAAUACUUUUCGUAAUCUCGUUUAUUAGCUUAAACUGAUGUGAUAUGAUUAUUUAUAAUUGUGGUACCUAAACUUGGAGGUAUAUCAGCCCCUUCCUAUACCUAUUUAUACAGGAUAGUCUGAAGUUCAAUGAAAACUGUCCCGUUUCAUCUAUUGCUGUUUCGCUACACAUUGGUUUUCAUCACACAGGUUUUACAAAGCGAAAAUUCAAAUUAUUUAUUCUUGGUAGCCAAUGUGUAUAAUAAAUCUUGCAACCUUUGAUCAACAUAUUCCACAUGAAGAAUUUGAGACAGAUAUGAGACAGUAGCAGGACAUAACAAUCAAUUGAAACGUUGAAAAGCGUGUUUAGUAGAGAUGCAGUUUGGAAAGUAAAACAAUUACAGAUGCGUUAUUUUUGAGCUAUAGGUACAGUCGGGUAAUAUGGCCCAGUUUCAGUUCGAGAGCAAUACAAAAAUAAAUGCCAACAAAUAAAAAAAAUAUUUUUAUUCGCAACGUGUAGAAGAACUGUAAAGGAAAUAAAAUUUUGGGCCAUAUUUCUGACUUUCGCUGAAAUAUGGCCCAAGUUCCGAAGCGUGGUUAGAAAUAUGGGCCUCAAUUAACUUAAUUAUUCAGACGAACAAUUAGAGCAAUAAAACAUUCUGUGUCCUCGGCAGUCAAUCCAACGCUUAUUUCGUGGAUCCACAAUAGGCAACUGGCGCACUGUCGCAUAUCACUUACAGAAUCCUCAUUGCACCCGCCACAUAGCCAAUUUUCUUUCGGCUUUGAUUGGCUUGUUGACGACUUCGUUGAGUUUGCUUGAUAUGAGUGUUCGGUAAAUAUCUCUUUUUAACAGCUGCGGUUUAUAAUUUAAUGCCUUCCUGUUUGGUCUUGAUUCUCGUGUUCAGGAUUUCUGAGAAAUUCAAAUUUUUCUCAGGUGCUGAACAUUUUGCUCCUUUAUUUACGGAGUCCUGCAUUUUAGUCUUGAUAAUAGUUACAUUUAAAAUAUUAAUUUUUUUAUUCGUAUCAGAUGUAAUAGCAGACGCUUGUUGAUCAGUCCAGUGAGAAGAACCAGCACUCGAUUUUUCAUCUAUUUUCAUUCUUGUUGAUGGAUUAUUAUUCUUAAGGAAAUAUGCAAGUGGCAGAUCAUCAUCUGAGCUAUUAUAACUUUCCGCUUCAGCAUCCAUCACUUCAGGAAUGUCUUUAUGUGUCAAGGUAGAUGGAGCAAAAGCAGUCUCUGGAAUAACAUCUGGGUCGAAGGGAAAAAUUCCUGUUGACCUGAAACCACUUUGAAUGUUGCGUAUCGUCAUUGCUUGUUGCCAAACUUUGGUGAAAACAAGUCCAAAUCUCUCCUUUUUUAAUACUCUCAUUGCAGCAGGAUUACUCUCCCAGUACUUCAUCAACUCAAUAUCCCAAUAAUGCUCGAAACUACGAAAAACCGCCUUAUCCAGCGGUUGUAGUUCAUGCGUCGUAUUUGACGGUAAACAGUAAAGUGAAAUGUCAUGUUGUUCAGCCGCUUCCACGAUUAAGAUAUCUAAAUGGCAGGAGGCACCAUCCAAAAUCAGAAGAACCUUACCAGCAGGUUUAUACUUUGACAAAUGCUGCAACCAUUUAAGAAAUAUUUCUCGUGUCAUGCUGCCUUUAGGAGACAUUUCAAGUAUCUACCCAGGAGGCAAAUUGUCGCUGUAAGAGUCCUUUUUCCGCAAGCCUUUGAAUAUUAACAUAGGCGGCACAGCCUGCCCAAGAGCGUUAACACAAGCAACAAUUGUUGCAUUCUCUGCAUGUUCAUUGCAGAUAUUGUGGACCCUGCGUUCCCCUUUGGAUGCCAAGACUAACUGAGAAUAAUGUAAAGUUAGGCGGCACCCUUUUUCAUCAAGAUUAUAUAUCCGCUGUGGUGAGUUUCGAAUGCUUAAUUCGUUAAGGACUUUCAACAAUUUAUCAAAGUGGUCUCUCACAAUAACGUGAUUUAAUUUUUGAGCCCUCGCAGCAUUCAUGGAUUGAGCUUAACUCUUCGAUAUUUUUGGAUGCCGCCCCAAAAAAAUUUUAUACCACGUGAACCCAGCCAUCUCUUUUGAGCUAUUGAAUUUAUGUGAAAUAUUGUUGGUUAUACAAAACUGGUAGACACUUCUUCGCACGGAUUUUGGAGUGAGUGGUAGUCCUAAACGAGAGAGCUUUAAAAUGCGAGCUUCCAACUCUCCCUCUUGUUCGAAAGUAAGUAAAGGUUUACGACCUAACAUUCUAUCGCUAAGACCAGAUUUUAUAUGAUUCCGUAACGUGGUUCUAGGAAUUCCGCAUUUUUGCUACACGUAUCGUUGGCUUUUACCGCUCCUAAGAAGUUGUAAAGCCUCCGACAUCAUAUCUUGAGUCCAAUUUCCUCGAACUCCCCUACAUAAUUUCCCUAUUUUCGACCUGAAAAACAAAAAACUGAAUUAGGAUAGAAGGAUGAAAUGGUCAAAAAUAUGGCCUACCGCCGUGCAGAAAUUUGGCCCGUAUUUCUGCCUAUGUACAAGAUUCAUAUUUUAGGUUAGAUUUUUGUAACCUAUAAAGAUACUUUCUCAAACUCACAAGUUUUGCGAAGGUUAAGGACUACUGUUUCUGUUGAAGCACUUACCUUUAACUGCAAUAUUUCACUUUCAACUUUCACCAAAAUAAUAAUGUAUCAAGUCCUAAGGAACAUAAGCGGCUUACGUGCAGAAAGAGCGCGGAAUUGUGAACUAUAAAUUAAACCUCAUUUACCGACAUGACUGAACCUUAAAAUAAUGAAUCUAUGCAUAAUAACAAAAAAGUCAAGCUUGCAGCGUAUUCUUGUCAGUAUCAAAUAUCUGAUUGGGAUGAUUUGUCUGCAGUAUGUUUACUGUAUUCGUGUCGCUUAUUUUUCAUAUACAAGGCGUUACUGCUACAUGUUUUACAACAAAAAAAAUGGCAAGUCCAUACAGCAGCUAGUUAAACUGAAACACCAUUGUAGUAGCACUGUUUAUUUGCUCUUUUAUCUUUCAUAUGAAAUCUCAAAGAACAACUAAGAUCACAAAAAUGAAAUAAAAUAAUGCUGCGGAACUAAAAAAGUAAUAGGGAUAACUUUGAUUUUGUCCUUUACAAAUCUGAGUUUGUCCAACUCAUAAUUCAGCAGUUUUGAUUUGUGUUUCUUUUGCACUUUUUAUUUGCUCUUUUAUCCUUCAUAGGAACUCUCAAAUAACACCACAACCCACAAGACGAAAUAAAAUAAUGCAGCAAAAAGUGAAAAAGUAACGCGAAUAACUAGUACCUAUCUUGCAUUUCGGUGAAGAAAAUCUGUAUUCAUAUAUAAGUAACUUUAAUUCAGUCCUUUCAAAAUUUGAGUGGGUCCAAAACAAAAUCCAGCCGUUUUGACUUGUGCUUCUUUUCUAACUUUCUGCCAAACGUAGCUCAAAAACCGAUAACGGUUUAAUUUCAAAAAUGUAAGUUGAAGUGGAUCCGUGCUUACACAAUAUUACUCAGGGUUUUUCGUGGGUUUCAGUAACAACGACGGCGAUAUGGCUAACAAACUUUAAUGGUAGUAAGGCACAAAAUAAUUCACUAACUUAAAAAACAUAGAACCCGGUAAUACUUAAAUCCGGAAGAUGGUCACGUCACCUGUUGCCUCUCUCGGCGGCGAAGGGCAACUGCCCCUCGCUCGAUCUAUCACAAUUUCGUCCACUGUUGCCGAGUUGCCGCGCACCACACUGAACCACUACACAACCCCCCACUUAAAUCGAGGUAACAUAGAUUUGUCUCGAAACAGAGCAGAGGGUGCAAGGCAAUACCGGGAACAUUACUCCAGUACAACAUCGCUAGGCUGCUUAUAAGCUUUGAGAUUGAUUACAUUUUCCUUAGAACGAAUCUUACCAUCAAGAUGUCCAAUGACAUAGGAGCUGGGUCCCGCUUGUUGUAACACAGUAUACGGUCCAUCAUACAGUAAAAAGAAUUUAGAAAUUAGUUUAGCUUCGGCGGACGAAUGAGGAUGCGUUUUAACUAGAACCUUAUCGCCCGGGUCAAAAGUAACAGGUUUCAUCACUUUAGCCCUCUUUACCCUUUUUGAAGCCUCCCUCUUCAGUUUUUCAUACGCCACACCUGUAUCCUCCUUCAAUGUCGUACAGUUUACAUCGAAGCGCCACAAACGUAAACAAGAGACAACCCCCCAAGCUUCCUUUUCCGUUACGGUGUAGUUUAAUUGACUUCCAUUCAAAACAGAACUCAUGAGGCAAACAUAUUGUUUCUCCCCCGUAUCGCUAAUCUGGUAAAGACUGCCCCCCACGGCAUAUGCGGAAGCAUCGCAUUGAAUAUAAAAAGUGCGCUUAAAAUCAGGAUGAACAAGCAUCAUGGACUUUAGGAAGGCUGACUUAAUAGCUCUAAAACUCUCCAUUUCAUCGCUUCCCCAGCGCCAUUUUUCUCCUUUCUUCAGCAACUUCAACAAAGGCAUGGUCAAUUCGGCAUACCCGGCGCAGAAUCGAUGUUCAUAAUUGACCAGACCCAAGAACCCUCGCAGCUCUCUUAUAUUUCGUGGAACAGGAAAAUCAGAAAUAUUUUUGACACGCCCCUCGUCUAUUUCGAUUCCCCUUGAUGUGAUCACAUGACCUAGAAAAUGUACCUUUUCCCUAAUAAACUGACAUUUUCUUAGUUUAAUUGUAAUUCCGGCAUCACUAAGUCUCUGAAAAAUCGUCUUCAAAUGCCUUAAGUGAUCCGCUAUGUUCUCCGAGUAAAUUAAUAAAUCAUCAACAUAUGACUGCGCGAAAUCAUUACAGCCCUCCAAUAUCUUAUUUAAGCAUCGAAUAAGACUUGCCAUGGAAGUAGAUAACCCAAAUGGCAAUCGACAAAAACUAUAUGUUUCACCCUCGAACACAAACCCAAGAUAUUUGGUAUGAUCCGGCAAUACUGGAAUUUGCCAAUAUGCUUGCGUCAAGUCUAUUGUGCUCAUAAUUUGCCCCUGUUUAAAAUUGGCCAUUAAUUCAGACAGAUUGGGAGGAUUCACGAAAUCCUUCUUCAUCUUUGAGUUCAGCCCCCGAGCGUCCAAAAACACGCGAAUAUUCCCAUCCCUUUUCUUCACGCAAACUAACGGCGAAAUGUAGGAAGUUCUUGCCUUUUGAAUAACACCAGCCGCUAACAUUUCACCAAUCUGCCUUCUAACUUCAUCCCGAUAAACCAUAGGAACAGGAUAAGCCACAAAAUUAAAUUCAUUUUCAUCCACUAGCUCAAUUUGAUGAAAAUAGUUGACGACGCGUCCCGGUGUAUCAGAGAAUGUAUUCCUAUAUUUUUCCAAAAUACUUAAAAGUGAAGCCUUAGCACUCGCACUCAAAGUAGUUUUCGCUGCUGCUGCCUGAAUAUCCUUCGCGCUGUAGCCUUUACUGCGGGAAUCACCGUCAUCAACGCUGUACUCUACCAGUGGCGUAACCCUGCUAGCUUUAUUUUCGACUACAUCAAACACAUAAUCAUUUUUCUCGCAGAGGUUUAUAGAUAUUUUCUGCGGAUCAAUCCGAAAUGACAGCUUCGUAUUUAUGGAAACCCCUUCUAUCAUUAGCUGUGAAUAUUGAUAAUCCAAACGUGCAUGAUGCUUGGAUAACCAAUUUGAUCCAAAUAUCAAAUUGCAAUUGAGUUGUGGUAUAACCAAACAGUUCACAUCCAUAUCUAUUCCAUCUAAUUGAACUGGAAUCAAGAUUUGCGACUUUAUCUUCUGCGUUUUACCGCCUAUUGCUACAGAGAUCACUCCUCGUAUGACCGGUAAAAUUGGAAAUUUCCCGAGAUUGCUUAACUCUGAAUAGAAUUUCUCCGAGAUUGCGCAUAUAUCUGAGCCGCUGUCGAUCAAUACUUCUACUAACAUACCAAAAAUAUGUAUCGAUAUGGUCGGCGAAACUUUUUCAUCAUCCUGCAUUAUAUCCUCCGGGUCGCUUAAAAGAUCGAUGUCUGGAUCCCCCAUGCAAGCCAGUGAACGCACGGUAUGUCCCUCAUUAUUUCCCCUAGCGGUCGGCCGCGUAUCUCUCGAUAUCUCUCGCUCGGAAUUUGUUCGAUUAUUUUCAGAUCGAUUACUAUAACCCUGCGCAUUAUUCAUGUUCCUAUUCGAACCCCCCACAGUAGACAAUUCGUCAAUACGUCUCAGAUAUUCCUCUACCGUAUCAGGCGACGUAAAAUUAUUAAUAAUCAUGCCCCGCUGGACUUCCACAUCAAAAUGUUUUACCAACAUUCCAAUUACAUUUUGCAUCGGAAUUUUAUUAUCAAGAAACUUUGCUUGCGCCACCAGAUUCAAGAAAUAAUCUGCUCGACUGCCAUACGAGUGCGUACCGUAGACCAACGUCAUAUACAACUCUCUUUGUUUUUCAAUGCUCCAGAAUCUAUUUUUAAACGCUAGGCGAAAUGAAACAUAGUCGGCAAAACAAUCCUCCUUAACGCUAGCCCAAUCGGCCGCCGAACCUCUUAAGCAACCAACAGCUAAACCCAACUGCGCAUGCUCAGGAACACCUGCAUCGCUAAAUAUUUUUUCAAUUUUCUUUAAAAAUAGCAUUGGGUGCAUUUGCCCAUAGUUUGAAAAUGUGAUAUUACCACCCCCUAACUCUUUCCAGUUUAUUAUAUAGGAUCUAUCUUUAAUUACAGUCGAACAAUCAUCUAUUCCUUUAGAAGUACAAACAGUCUCCGGCACUGUCUCUAUUCCAGACAUCAGGCCCUCAUAUCGUGUGUCGGACGUUGCCACCUUCUCAGCUAGUUGCCCUACCGUACUUUUUAACUCUGUCACUGAUAUUGCCAAAUUUCUAACUAAAGACUCAAGGUCCUCCUGCACCUCCUUUGUACUCUCUGCCCUGCCUCUCCGCGACUUUCUGCUAGACAUUUCUACUGCUUACCUAAACGACAAAUCGUUACAAUACUACAGUAAACUAAAACAAGGAAAGUUUUUUUUUUGUUACAAUGACUGUUUCAACACAGUAAAUAAUCGUUCAUAUCCCCCUCUGCUCCACCAGCUAUCUCCUAACGCCUCACUGCUUCUCUACCAGCGCCUCGGUGCUCGUACAGAACCCCCCAACAGCAUACACACCCUCAGCUUUCCAAAAAUGAAAAUGACUUCUCACCCAGAUCUGCUUACUCCUCUUACAACCGACAACACCGCCUGGCUCGUGCCGCUUGAACACAGCAACGCCUCAACGCCUGCUUCUACGUCACGCCGUGCCGCCAAAAUCAACCGUCUUCACCUACGCGUACCGUUUUCGUCGCGUCUCGUUCCUUCUCUAUCUAACACCUUGCAACCGUAUCGCGCUACGCCGUUCUACCGCCACGAGUUGGGCGCCAAAUGAAGUGGAUCCGUGCUUACACAAUAUUACUCAGGGUUUUUCGUGGGUUUCAGUAACAACGACGGCGAUAUGGCUAACAAACUUUAAUGGUAGUAAGGCACAAAAUAAUUCACUAACUUAAAAAACAUAGAACCCGGUAAUACUUAAAUCCGGAAGAUGGUCACGUCACCUGUUGCCUCUCUCGGCGGCGAAGGGCAACUGCCCCUCGCUCGAUCUAUCACAAUUUCGUCCACUGUUGCCGAGUUGCCGCGCACCACACUGAACCACUACAAAGUUUAAAGCAUCUUACAAAUCUCACAUUUCUGUGAAGAAAAUCUGUAUAUAUACAUUGGGAUAAGUUUGAUUUGGUCCUUUUCAAAUCUGAAUUGGCACAGCCCAAAAUCCAGCAGUUUUGAUUUGUGCUUCUUUUGCAACUUCCUCCCAAAAUCAGCUCAAAAACCUAUAAAGGGUUAAUUUCAAAAAUGUAGCUUCAAAUACCUUACAAACUCCACAUUUCUGCUAAGAAAAUCGCUCUCUAAAUUCAGCAGUUUUGAUUUGUGCUUCUUUUUGUUACUUUCUCCCAGAAGCAGCUCAAAAACUUAGAAAGGUUUAAUUUAAAAAAUGUGGGUUUAAAAUAUCCCACUCUUCUGCGAAGAAAAUAUUUAUUUGUACAUAAAGAUAACUUUGAUUUAGUCCUUUCCAAAUCUGAAUUGGUCUAACUCAAAAUAAAGCAGUUUUGAUUUGUGUUUCUUGUGUAACUUCCUCCCAAAAGCUGAUAAAGGUUUAAUUUUAAAAAUGUAGGUUUAAAAUACAAAUGUGGUCUUCUUGCAAGAGAAAUGAUUGGAAAAUAUAUCAAAAACAAAUGUUCCAAAAUUAUGUUAAAACAUGGUUUCAAUUUUAACUCAAUAUUGUAGAGACUGAACUCUGCGGUGGAUAUCAUACACCUAGCUAUUGCAAGACUCUCAAAUGUUUGCAAACACAAACCUAACCUCUAAUGUUUUACUCACAAAAAGUUGUUUAAGCUGCACAGCCAUUUUUUGAGAUGCGAAAAUAUCUUGGAAAAGUUACUCAAACAUGAGAAUAAAGGGACGUUUUAAAAACGCAAAUAUGUAAAUAUCACUAAUGCUAGCUGCUAACCUAGAGAAAGUUAUUGGGCUGGUUGCCUAUCUUCAUGUAGAAUAUGUUAUCAAUGGUGCUAAAAAAUUUGAUGGAAAUCAUUAUGAUAUGGAAAGAAAACAAUGGUUGUGUUCUUUUAGACCAUUCUAUAUAUUUUUUAUAUGUAUAAGCACAAGGGUACUGAUUUUUCUGAAAAGUAGCUUGCUGAUGGCUGACUCGAAAUGAUCUCUGAUAAAUGUAUCUUUUAAUUGCAUAUUCUGUUCAAUAAACAUUUUUAGAAAGUGGUACUGUACAUAUAUAUUUGGUAUGUCAAUACGGGACUGUCAGGUGUCAACAUGUUCACACGAUAUACUCAUCGUCUGUAUUGGUCGAUUUUGUUCUUUGCAUGGGCAGGGUGUAGUGAAGAUAAGCAUGAUCUUUCUUUUUUCGGAUUAUUUUUGGAAUGAGGAUAGGAUAUUUAAAGGCGUGUUUCCAGUGUGCUAGAAUUACAACUUUCUAGUUCCUUGAAGACCGCAUUUUGCAGACUAAGUCGCAUAUUACAGCACUACAGAGACAAAUGAUGUAAAAGUUUUCCAUCGAAUUCGAUUUUUGACAUCCAUUCCUUAUGAAACAUGUUCUUUACAUCCUUGUUUUAGCUGGGUAUUUGCGCUGGUUUGUAGUGGGAAUCAUCAUAAACUUUCUAUGCGCGUGCGUCCAUAUGUAUGACAGUCAGGCUCCAGUCCAUUAUGGACACUCUUGAUGCUCUUACUGUGAGUUGCAUAAUCCAGUGUUGUUUUUUUAUAUUGAAAACUGGUGUACUACAUGCAAAAAUCACAUUUCCAGAAGUAUUCUCAAGAAAAAACCUGACUGUUUCAGCUGCUUAUUUAGUGUUUGUCAAAUUAAAAAACUAUGAAACUACAUGAAAAUUUGUGAAAAAUAUCGAUGGGAAAUGUUUUAGGCGGCGUUUCUGUUUUGUGAUAUCCAAUUUUCCUCUUCCUCCUUUGGAGUUUCCAAAAUGGUUGUUUGACCCACCAGGGUAAAUCUCCCUGUACAAUGAGGCACAUAUUCUGGUUUUAAUGUCUGGCAAGACACGAGAAUUUCCACUUUCGGUUUUUAUAUUUUGAAAUUUUGAGGUAAGAAUUAUUUUCUCAUGCAGCUCAUUUUAUUGAUAAUACGAAAUGUUUUGUUACAGAGAAGGUCUUUUUAAUUUUUUCGGGAUUUUUUUGGAAGCAUUGUACUUAAACUUUCUUUUCCUCCACUCGAUUGGUUGUAAUAUAAUACUUCAGACGCCAAGUGGUAAACGUCUAGCAAGAGAAAAACAGAUCUGAAGUCGAUUUUAUAGCGUGAAGUAUUUUUUGGAAAAUGGAAAAAGAAUUUUUAAUGUCAAUAGACUAAAAGUAACACCUACAGUUUGAUUGAAACCUAACCACAGAUCAAUGACCUUUUUCUUUAUAGAAAAGUUAAUAGAUUUAUUGAGAAACUGGAAAAUAGAACUGUUUACGAGUAUUUGUUAUUUUCGAAGUACAUAUAUGGUCUCUUUUCAGCGACAAUUUUGUUGGAAAGUAGGUUCCAUUGUAGGAUGUUGACUGCAUAACUUCCUUUGCUUUGGGUGCUUUUACAUAAAGUUUUCAAUAAAAAUGUUAUUCCAGAUUUAUCUAUUUUAUUAAAAACAUUUAAUAUGUAUUAUUUUUGAUAUUGCUUUUACCUACGAUUCUUUCCACAGAAAUAUUUCACGCCUUGUCGACUGGAGUUAAUUUAUUUGCC